This is a messenger RNA of Paramecium pentaurelia, 7749 nucleotides long. Lineage: Eukaryota; Ciliophora; Oligohymenophorea; Peniculida; Parameciidae. The record is from the annotation of a GenBank genome assembly.
AUGAAAACUCGCGGGUAGAAGUCAGAACCGCAAUAUGCAUAUCAUUACAAAAAAGAUUAAAUAUUAGGAUAGAGUGAAAAAGGCAAGCCUCUUUUUUAUAAGGUAGUAGAGGAUAUGAAAACUAAUGAUCAUAGAUCUUAAUUAAGAGUAGUUAAACUUGAAUAAUAAGAAAAGUUAAAGGAUGGUAAAGUAGUUUAUAAAGAGGCUGAAGAACUUUUGUUGCCUGUAAAAGAGCGCACGUAAAAUAUAUUAUAAUUAUUUUAGUAAAGUUGUUGAUGAUGUAGAAGUAAAAUCUACAAAACCUAAUCCAAGAAGUAAGACAGCUGUUACCUUUUUUACUUUCCCUCAAGACACUCUCUAAGAAAUAGCCAAAAGUAUGAAAUAGGUUCCCGCCAAUACAAAACAAUAAAAAAAAUAAGUCAGCUCUGACAGUGAGGAUGAAGAGGAGGAACCACCAAAAAAAUACACUAUCAAAAAGGGUUAAAAGCAACAAGUAGAAAUUUAACCAGAGAAAAAAGUAGUGAAAAGCAAGAAAAGAAAGUAAGAAUAAGAAGAGGAAAGUAAUGAAAGUGAUAAGGAUGAUGAAGAGGAGAAUGAAGAAGAAGAAGAAGAAGUAGUAAAACAACCAAAAAAAGUAUCUGUCUAAAAAUAAACGAAAAAUAAAAUUGAAAAUAUUUAAAAUUAAAAAGUUGUUUAAAAUUAGAAAAAGAAAAGUGGAAAAAAAUAAAAUAAAGAAGAGAUAGAUGAAAGUUAAUAAGAUGAUGAUGAAGAUGAAGAUGAAGAUGAAGAAGAAGAAGUAAUUGUUAAAGUAGUUAAAAAAAAAUAAAUUAAAAAUACUCCUGCUCCAAAAUAAUCAUAAAAAUCUUAAGAUGCUUCACUUAUUAUAAAAGAAACUAGAUAAAGAGGUAGAACAUAAAAAAAAUAAGAGGAAGAAGAAGAUGAAGAUGAAGAAGCAGAAGAAUAAUCUGUAUCUGUAUCUUAAUCAUUUUCUGUUGAUAGUAAAAGAAAGAAAGGAGGUAAAGGUAGUUCAACUAGAAAAUCAAGAUCUUAACCUACUUAACCAACUAAAUUUAUAAGAGGAAAGGUAAAUCCUAAUUACAGAGAAUUGAGAAAUAUAAGUGAUCAAUAUGAAGGACCCAGUUCAAAAUUCCAUGAUUAUACUAGCAUCGUUAUGAAUAAUAAAGAAUUAAUUCGGGCUGCCAGAACAGGUAAUAAAAAAUUAUUAGAGGAUAUAUUUGAUAAUUCUUAAAAAAUUAGUUGUCUAUAUACUAGAUGGGGACCUGAAAAUGAAAUAAAUGCUUUAGAAUUGAUAUUUUAAAGAUAAGACAAAGCAAUGCUCUUGUCAUUUAUUAAAUCUAUAGGUAAAAUCAAAUUGGGAGUGACACCAAGAUGUUCAUUAAAAGAAGUAAAUACAGGUUAUAAUGAUAAAUAUGCUUAUGGAGUUAGAACUAGAAAAGUUGCUAUGAGUAGAGGAGGAAGAGAAGGCAAUAAUGCAUUUGUUUAUGAUUUAAAUUAAGAUGAUACAUUUGGUCCUUAUUAAGUUGAAAGAUUAAUGAAAAUAGAAACUGAUCCUGAACUUUUUGGUUUAAUGAUAGCAUAAUUAGGAAAUGAGCAUUCAUAUUAUGAAAUGAUUGCAAUAGCAGUGAGAUGUGGUAAUUGGAGAACUGCUGGUUAUUUAGUUUAAUAGGCUAUGGAGAAAGGACAUAUGUAUGGAUAUAAUUAAGUACAUGUUGAUGUUUUAAAUCAUACAAGUGCUAGUCGUAUUGGAAACAUUAAGAAACCAUCUGCAACAAAAAAGACAAUUGGUAUGUAUUUAAUAACACCCAUUCAUUGUUCAGCAAUUAAUCCUAAUCAUGGUUGUUUAUAAAAAUUGCUUGAUAUUUCAUAAGAAUUUAAUAUAUUAGAUGAAAUUCAUAGAAAACCUGUUCAUUAUGCUGCAGUUUCAUAAACAAAUGAUUGUUUAAAAUAUUUAUUAGAGAAUGGAAUUGAUGCCAGAGAAGGAGAUCGAUAAAAGAAUACUCCACUUAUGCUUGCUGCAUAAUAUGGAAGAACACAUAAUGUUGAACUUUUAGUUUCUAAUAAUAUUAAUGGUAAAAACAAGGAGGGAAAUGCUGCAAUCCAUUUAGCUUGUUUUGGAGGUCAUUUGGAAACAGUUAAAAUACUUUUAUAAAAUGGAGCAUAAAUAAAUUAACCAGGUUAAUUUAGAAUGACACCUUUAAUAAUUGCAAGUGCAUAUGGACACUAUGAUUUGGUUAAGUACUUAAUUGAUUAAGGGGCUAAAGUGAUAAGUAAAGAUAAAUAUGGAAGAACAUCAUGUGCAAUGGCUGCUCGUAAUGGAAAUGUUAAGAUUUUAUCCCUUCUUCUUUAUCAUGGAGCAGAAUAUAAUAUGCCUGAUUCAUCAAAAAAUACUCCUCUUCAUUAUGCUGCUGCUUAUGGAUUUCCUGAAUGUAUUGAAGAGUUGAUGAAAGCAGGGGCAGACUAAAAUUUGCCUAAUUCAUGGAAAUUGACACCAUUAUCUGUGGCUUUAUAGAAGAAUCAUUUAGGUGUGGUUAAGACUCUAUUAAAUUAUCCAAGUACAGAUGUAAAUUGUAAGGAUGAUGAAGGUAGAACAUUAAUUUCUUCAAGUUUGAGUAGAUUUAAUGCUGAUUCUUUUGAAUAUAUGAAAUAUUUGAUUCUUGAGAAAAAUGCAGAUGUAAAAAUAGCUGAUUUAUAAGAAAAAACACCUCUUCAUUAUGCUGUAUAGAUAUCUAGAAAAAAUGUUAAAUAAUAUUAUUAAAAAUGGAAUGAGAUGAUAAAAGCUGAGAAGAGAGAUAUAAAAAAUAAUUAUGAAAAAUUAUUAGGAGAUUUAAUUGAAUUAUUAAUUAAUGCAGGUGCAGAUGUUAAUGUUCCAGAUGUUAAUGGAUAGACUCCAUUUAUAUAAGCUUUAAUGAGUUAAAAUUUCAAAACAGCAGAACAAAUAAUGAAAUUAGCUUCUCCAAAAUUUGAUUAUGUUGAUACAAAAGAUAGAAAUAUUUUACACAAAUUAAUUGAAUGUAAGUUAUUUUUAAAUCCAAAAGGAAAUACUAUUUUAGAGAAUAUUAUUAAAACUGUUGAUUAAUCUUAUAUAAAUUAAUAUGAUGAAAAUGGUUGGAAUCCAUCAUUAUAUUUAAUUUCAGAAUACACUAAAUCUGCUGAAUAAUAACAUGAUAAGAUUUUCAGUAAGAAGGUUCAAUAAUUAUAAAUUAAAUUAUUUGAAUAGAAAGUGUUAGAAUUGCCUCCUGAAAAAGAUUAAAUAGAUGAAGAAAAGAAACAUGAUGAAGAAGUAGAUUAAGAAAGAGAUAUUAGUAAAGCAGUUGAUGAUGAUGAUGUUAGUGAUUUAGAUGCAAGUGAAGAUGAGGAGGAAGAUGAAGAAGAAGAAAUCCCUUAUUAAAAAAAGAAGGCAGCAUUUAAAAAUCCAUCUUUUAUUCAAACCACAGCUCCAACUAAAUAACUUAAUAUAAGACCAUAAACAUCUAUGCUUAGAAAUACUUCUUUAUUUUAAUAAUAAUAAUUGACUACAUCAACUGCAAUUGAUGAAAAUGUUCAAAAUCAAAGAACAUUUUAUUAUAAUAGUAAACCAAUUAUUGUUCAUUUGACUAAAGAAUAAGUAGAUGUAUUAAGAUAAGAAACAUUAUAAGCUUCAUUUUUAUUAUAAGAGACUGUUCUAAAAUUGUUUUAAUAAUUGAUUAAUAUGGGAGCUAAAUCUAAUAGUUAUGUGAUCAAAAGAAAGAAAUUUAGAGAACCAGAUUAAAAUUAAUAAGAUAUUAAAGAAGAUCCUUAUAUAAGUGAAGGUAACUACACAAUAGCACAUUUUAUAUUUAGAUCUUUUCAUAGUGUUUCUUUUCUUUAAGGAUUAUAAAGAAUUACUAAUAUCUCAUUGAAAGAAGCUACUCAUAAUAAUAUAUAUCCAAUUCAUUUAUUUGCUGGUACAUGCAAUCGAUAUGCUAUAUGUGGAAGAGAAUAAGAAACUAGUGAAACAUUUUUAAAAUACAUUCUAAAUCAUAUUGAUAUCAAAGUUAAAGAUGGAAAUUUAAAUACUCCUACAAGUAUAUUGGCAGCACGUUAUUAUGAGGAUUUGAACUGGUUUAUUGAAACCUUAUUAGAAAAUGGAGGAUCUAUUGAUAACUUAAAUAAAAGUAAUGAAGUUCCUUUAUAAAAAUGGGUUAAAGCCAAUAAUAUAAAAGUUGUUGAAUUAUUUUUGACUAAAUUUAAAGCUGAUCCAAAUUUCAAAGAUAAAUAUAAAAGAACUGCAUUACAUCAUGCUAUCAAUUCAUCUAAUUCUUAAGCAGAUGCUAGUUUCGAAAUGGAAUAUCUUUUGAUUAUGAAUGGAGCUGAUACUAGUGCAAUUGACUUUUUAUAAAGAACUCCUAUAUUCUAUGCAUUCACAAAGAUUAACAAAUAAAAUGAUUUUUCUGAAAUUGAUCCUUUUGAAACAGUCUCAUCUAUAUUAGCAGAUAAGAAUUGUUCUGUAAAUUGCUUAGAUUUCUAUUAAAGAUCUCCUUUACAUUAUGCUGCUUUAAGAGGAAGUGUUAUUUCUGGUAGAUAUAUGAUUAAAAUGAAUGCCAUAGUAGAUGAUGUUGAUAAAUAUGGAAAUACUCCUUUAGGUUUAGCCUUUAUAAGUGGGCAUUCAAAUUUCUGCACAAUGCUCAUAGACAAUAAAGCCAAUGUAAAUCGAGAUGCAAUUGUUAUUAACAGAGAAAAAGUUAAAUAAGAAGAGAAACGCUAAAGAUAGGAAAGAAGAGAUAAAGGAGAAGAAAUAGAAACAGAAGAUGAAGGGGAAUCAAAUCCAAUAGAAAAUGAAACAAAUAAUAAUACAUCUGGCUUUGGUGGUGGCAUAUUUUAUGGUAAUCGAAUUUAACCUUUCUCUACAAAAGUAGCCACCAGAAGUGCAUUUGGAUAAAAUAAUUAAUUAAAUUCAUUGACUUAACCAACUAAAUUCCCUCCUGGAACUUAUUCAUAUUUUAAAUUAGCAAUCAAAUAAGGAUGGUAAGGUGUUGCAUAUUUAUUGAUUACUGAUGGUUAUGAUCUUCAACGAGCUAUAGAAGAUGCAAUGAUGGAAGAUCAAUUUAAGUUAGUUAGAACUUUACUCUUGAAAGUUAAAGAAGAUUCAGUUGUUUAGAAGUAUAAUCAAAACCAUUAAAAUCUAUUCCACAUUUUUGCAAUCAAAGGGAGAAAUUGUGGAUAAGAUAUGGCAAUUCUAAUUGCAGAAGAAUUAUCCAGAAGGGGAGUUGAUAGGAUGUCUACUGAUAAUUAAAUGAAUACUCCAUUACAUUAUGCAUGCAAACAUGAUUUCCUUUAAAUGAUUAAAUAUUUCUUACAUAGAAAUAGUGAUCCUAAUGCUUUUAAUUCUGAUAAGAAUACUCCCUUCUCAAUUAGACUCCAAAAUAAUUAUAAAGUUUUUUCUGAUCCUAUAGAAUUAGGAUUAUGGACAAGUAGCAAUGCUAAUUUAAAUAUUUAAUUUAAAGUUAAUAAGAAAGAGUAUUCUCUAACACCAUUAUUAUAUUUAAUCUAGGAAUAUCAUGUAGAAGAUGAAAUUCUUUUAUCUAAAUUUACUGAUGCUGGUUGUGAUAUAAAUGAGAAAACUGAGAAAGGAGAAACCUCUUUAAUUCUAGCUAUUAAGAAUAACUCUUUGAAAUUAGUUAAUUUCAUUCUACAUCAUCCUAAAUUUAAGAGAGAUGCUCAUAUUUAAGAUUUUAAUAAAAAAUCUCCCAUUCAUCAUGUUGUUUAACCUUUAGAAUUUGGUUCAUAUGAAAAUACAGAAAUGUUAGAAGUUUUGGGAAAAGUAUUUGAUGUAAAUCUUAUUGAUAACUUUGGAAAAACUGCUUUAGACUAUGCUGUUGAUUAAGAUUCUGGUGUUAUGGCAGGAAUUCUUAAGAAUUUCUCAGCUGUCAGGAAUGUAAAGUCUAAAUAACCAAGACUUCCAACUAGUGUGAUAUCUUAAGCUUAAUGGGUGGAAGAAGAGAUAGAUGUUGAAGCGGAUGCUCAAAAGUUUUUAGACUUAAAUGGAGAAUAAUUGGAUGAUUCAAAGUAAGAUUAUAAAAAUCAAGUUGAUUAAUUUGCAAUCCUAACUGGAAAGCUUGAGAUUUUAAUAGAUAAGGAAAUAGGUCCAUAUUCCUUAUUGAUGACUAAAGUUGAUAUUGGUAAUGGACAAUAUUCAGAAAAUGUAUUUUAUAAGAUGUAAGUAUUGCAUGAAAUAAAUCGAAAUGUUUAUAUUCUAUUUACUAGAUGGGGUAGAAUAGGUACUGGAGGAUAACAUUAAUAAACUCCUUUUGAAAAUUCUGAAGAAGCAACUAAAGAAUUUAAUAAGAUCUUUUAUACUAAAACAGGUGGAAACGAUUGGAGAAAGAUUAAAACUGGAGAAGAAGAAUUUGUUAAAAGACCUGGUAAAUAUCAGUUAAUGAAUGUAAAAAAAAUGAAGAAUUACAAAACUCUACUUAGUCCUUUCGAUUUCAGUAAAAAAUCUCCUUAUCCACCAUGCAAAUUGGAUAACACUAUAAAAAGAUUCAUUUUAUAAUUCAUCUAAGUCAAAUUAUAUUAAAAGGAUUUAUAAUAAUUCCAUGUAGAUAUGGACUUUUUGCCUAUUGAAAGACUAGAUAGAAAAUAAUUGGAAGUGGCAAAAGCUAUUCUUAAUGAAUUAACAGAUAGUGUUGAAGAAUUAAAGUAACUUAGAUAAAAAGGAGACUUAGAUAUUAAAAAAAUAUCUAAUCUAUCAUCUGAAAUAGCUGAUAAAUCUAGUAGAUUUUAUGAAUUAAUCCCAAUGAUUGAAUUAAGAACAGAACCUCUACCUCCACUAGAUUCAAUUGAAGCUCUUAAUCAAAAAUUAUUACUAAUUGAAACUUUGCUCAAUUUUGAAAUUACUUCAAAAAUUCUAUUAGGAGCUCAUUUGAUGAAGUAAUCCUUAAAUCCCCUUACUUAUUGUUUCAAUGCUCUUAAUGUUAGAGUCAUUACUCUCCAUCGAGAACAUCCAGAAUUCAAAUUGAUAGAUUAAUAUAUAAAUUAAUCAGCAACUCCUAAAAUAUCUAAUAUAUUUGCUAUUGAGAGAAGAGGAGAAGCAGAGAGAUUUGAGAUCAAUAAAUAAUAUAAUAGAUUAUUGCUUUGGCAUGGCUCUAAAAUUUCCAACUUUAUGGGUAUAUUGGCCUAAGGACUCAAAGGUAAAAUAAAUUAUUUUAUUAUUAGUUGCACCACCUUGGGCACUCAACACAGGAGCAAUGUUUGGAAAGGGAAUCUAUUUUGCUGAUAUGUUCUAAAAAUCCUUUGCCUACACAGAUGAUUGGUCACUUCAUUAUAAUACUUAUAAUGGACUCUUUUAAUAAGGUGGACAUUGGAAUAGAUAAGAAUAAGUAGUUAAAGAUGAAUAAGAAGAAAUUCAAAGAUAUAGAUAUAUGUUACUUUGUGAAGUUGCUGUUGGUAAGUCUUAAGAGCUUUACCAAGCAGAUUAUGUUUAAAAUUUACCAAGUAUUUUAGAUAUUUAUAUUAUUAGAACAAUAUCAAUCUGUGAAGGGAUGUGGAAGAAGAGGACCUGAUUACAAAUAAUCUGUUGUUCUAUCAAAUGGAUGCAAAGUUCCUGUUGGAUAAUGCAUAGAUUAUCCAGAUCCAAAAAAGAAGGACAAGGAUGGUAAUCCUAUUUAAUACUAUUUACAACACAAUGAAUAUAUAGUAUAUGAUGAAACCAAGGUUAAAUUUAGAUAUAUAGUCUAAUUGGAUACCAAAGAUACAAUUGAUGAAUAUUGA